Molecule: messenger RNA, 5641 nt
Organism: Ixodes scapularis (black-legged tick)
Lineage: Eukaryota; Metazoa; Arthropoda; Arachnida; Ixodida; Ixodidae
Exons: 3
Coding region: 416-4936 (1506 amino acids)
Cellular component (GO): extracellular region
Molecular function (GO): chitin binding
Source: RefSeq, a predicted model, not a curated record
CGGCCUUGCCCUUGAGAAGAUCGCGUCCGACGGUCCCGGUUGUCGGAGCAUCUGGAGCGCGUCCAGAGGGGGCUCCGUCCGUCCUCGCAGCCACGCCGAAGCCCCACCGCCGCCACCGCCGAAUUCCGGGGGGGCUCCUUCUGCCGCCAGUCGCGUGGAAACGUGACCCGCUUGGCGCUCCACUUCCUCGUCGAGGUCAUCGGCAGGUGUGCGUGCGUGUGUGCGCGGCGGACGGAACAGAAGACGCCCUCGGCGCUGGGGUCUUCCCCGCUCAUCUGGGUCAGUCCGCGUUCCGGGCCAGCUCCUCGCGAAGAGCGCCGCCGCAUUUGGACGUCGCCGUACUCGCCGAGAGUCUCUCCACCCCAGCUGCACAGCGGUUCCCUACCUGCGCGGGCAUGCGCUCAGCCCACUGGCCAUGAGGGUCCCUCGGCCGGCCUCGCUGCUGCCGCUGCUCCUGGCAGUCCUGCUGUUGGCCUCCCCACCGGGUCGGCUGGCCGGUGCCGAUUCGCAGCAGCAGUUCAAGCAGGAUGCGGUGCCACCCGACGUACAGGUGACGAGCCCGGCGAGCGAGGACUACUACGACAGUGACUACGAGGAUGACCCGAGCGAGGUCAGCACGGCGCGACCUCCGACGCCAGACAAGGGCACCCCGUUGUUGCUGCCCGAGGUCACGUUCGCGUGUGUCGGGCGCAGCGAAGGCUACUACGCCGACGUGCAGCUGCGCUGCGAAGUGUUUCACUACUGCAAGCCCGACGGCGUGCGCUUUUCGUUUGUGUGUCCGCCAAAGUCCAGCUUCAACCAGAAACUGCUGAUAUGCGACUACGACCCCGCUGCGGUGUCCCUGUGUGCCGACUCGGACCUGUUCUUCCAUCUGAACGAUGCGCCGGCCGCCAACGCCUCUUCGACUCCGGUCAACGAAACGUCACUGUCGACGGAGGAACCCGUGAGUACGACGCAGAGGCACCGACUUCGCAAACCUGUUACCAGACCCGCCACUGUCCCGACACCAAGAACAACUGACACACCAUUGACCAGCAAGACUGUGAGUCCCCAGCCGGUCUUCGGAAGGCCCAACCUUAGGACCACUACGGUUCCUUCCCCUACCAUGUCGACCACCCCGCAACCUCCUAUUACUCUGCCUUCUUCGGUGCCAACGCCUGCCCUGAGUCCAUCGGCGACCCCUGCCUCCAUCCCGGCUGCCACAUCCCCUCCCCUGGCGCCCGCCGACCAGGAUGACGAAGAUGAUUGGAUUGACGAUUCCUACCCUUCUGUGCCCGCGAACUCGUCUUCAAUCUUUGAUACGAUUCGCCAGGAUGCCUCUGCCAACGUGUCCCUACCUUGGGAGAGUUCCCUGGGAUGGCCGCAACUCGGAAGUCCGUGGAGUUCUCGUCAGGAACACUCGCACUCCGUGCACUCGUUGCCAGAAACUACUCGCCACUGGUGGAGACAGACUUCGCCGCCUUCGGAGCCUGUGUCAUCAGUGUUGUACUCGCCGCUGCGGGACAGCGCGCAGUACGCAGCACCACGGGACGUGCCGGAGCGGGUGCCACCGACGAGCGAACACAGCCACAGCUACACACCGGUAUUCGAUAGGGACGCGCUUUUCGAACAUCUUCGGCAAGCUUCGGCGGAAGAGAGGCCAGAGGACGCCUACUCCACUAGAUACCACGACGACGGAAGACGUCUGUUGGAGCCCCCGCACAGCAGGGUUACGUACUCUGAAGAACAACAUACUCAUAACUCUGGGUACACGUCCCCUUACGAUCACAUGCAGCAUGACAGUCCGUCACACGACAGGCACGCAGCAUCCGACGCAUCGAACGACCUUCAAGCGAACUCUUUCGUGGUGUACGACCAACGACAGAACAUUGACGAGAAUCGCCAAGUGUACGAUCCGUAUGCCGAACACCCAAUGAGGUAUCCGCACCUGUACGGAGAGGAACACUACUCGCGGUCUCACGAAGGUCAUCGAGUUGGACACGACGUCGAUGGCUCCGAAGCGAGUAAGCACCACUUCUCAUCGCGGAUUACAGAUUUUAAGGGACACGAAAGCCAAAACUCCGAGACUGCGCCUCAUCCAGGCGUGCACGAUAUCGUCGAUACCUCUUGGGCACGAUUUAAGGAUGGUGGGGCGUUUCGCUACGAAGGCGUUGCCUCUGAUAGUAGCGUUACUGAAGUUCAGAAGUCCGAAACCGAACCUAAGGGCACGGUCCCACCUCCAUGGAAGCCCAUGGCCGAGGUCUUGAUGGGCAAAGAAACGCCCCGGCUUUCUGGGAGCUACCACAAGACGCCGUCAGGCUAUUUCGAAUUCCGUCACGGCUGGAAGAGCUCAAUACGGAAGCGCUCCAUACACAAGCGGCUGAAACGCCAGUUGCUGUCGCGGCUCUUCAAGCGGCAACCCAUCCGUUUGCCACAAUUGAAUUCACUCGAGCCACCGCGGGGCAUGCACGUGGCCGAGAAUAACCGGUGGAUGCCCUUUCCAUUUGGAGUUUCGGGCUUCCAUCCUGGCGCCAACAUGAUGCGUGUGCCGCCUCCCCCUCCCGGCUUUCAGGCGUCGCAGGAGUUCCAGGCGGACCACAAACCGGAACAACCGCCAAUGCAAAUACCGCCACAAUUUUUCGGUCGACCGCCGCCGCCGUUCAGGAGGCCACCGCCUUUUUUUGCUGAAAACAACUUCCAGCAGAACCACAAGGUUCAGAGCAAGUUUCAGCAGGAGGGGAUGCAGGCGCAGCAGUGGGAGUUCCCCUUCAGUGGACCACCUCCGCGUGAAGUGAUGGUGCGUCCUGGUAUCCAAGGUCCACACUUCCCAGGCAUGAGUCACGGGCCGCCGAAAGAAAACGGUCACGGCCCCACGCCGCGGCCACCGUCUGUUGACACGAUCUACCACUCCACCACGCCGAGCAGCUCUAUCGAAAUUACGCUAAGGCCCAUGACAGGCGACGAUGACAGCGGAGAAGGUCAGUCGUUCCCAGCUGGACACGAAGCCAGCCCACCGAACCUGACCCAUAUGCAGCACCAAGAAGAAAUAAUUUCGUACACGCAGGACCCCCACACUGCCAGCUCGCCGUUCGCUGUCAGUCCUACGCCGCGUCCGGGAGAGUUCAUUACGGAAGUGGAGCCCCCACAAUUCGCAUUAGGAAACCACGAGCCGCACGGUAACUCAGCCCUGUUUCACCACACGAGAGAGCAGUCACCCGCUAAAGUCAACCUGGUCGCGCAAGACGAACUAAUUCGCCAGAGCGGACAGACGUUUCCCGUCAACCACCACGUUCCCGAACAUCACCAAGAGCCGCAGGGCAACAUGAACCCCCACGUCGUACCCGAUGUCCGCUUUGGAUCAAGGCAUCCAAACGUUAGACCACAGUUCGAAAACUUCCUGCCUCCCGCCUUUUCGAGCCGUGAACCACCCCGUAUGUCGCCACAAUUAAGUUACGUGCAGUGGAAGCACCAAAAGCCUCCUCAACCGGUGCAACGCCCACCUGGCCGUGCUCCAGAAGGCAUCUACAUUCCCGCUCACAUCGCCAACAUGCGCGUCAACCCGCAACUCAUGAUGGGUAUGGUACAGCAGCAGUCUGCUCACGUACGGCCCCAACACGGCCGAAGGCCUCCCCCAACCCCAGACGGCGUCUAUCCAGGUCGGCCGGGUCCGAGACCGCCAUCGUUCCCCGGACCUAAACUGGUCCCACGUCCGAUGCCUCCUCGUCCAGCCGAAACGCAUCCUGCGAGAGCACCCCAAAGGCAGCGGCCUCCACCCGAGCGCCCCACUGUGAAGCUUCCGGUUCAGACAGCGCAGCCUGAGCAACAGGUGCAGUUACCGCAAAUUGUGAAGCCAUCACAACCGGCACGUUCCGUGCCGCCCAUACCCCCGACGCAGCCACCGAUAAAACCUCGACGACGGAAGCCUGGACGCAGGCGUCGUCCUAAGCCGUCCACGCCACUUCAGCCGCACGCGGCACGUGUGCCGGCAACCGCUGCCCCCAGUGCUCACGACAGAAGCAGUGUCCCACGCCUCCGUGGCACCCCAGUCACUACUCCAUAUUCCAUGGAGCCUUUGACGUUUGGUGGCAGAACAGGUCCUCAUGGACAACGGAGACCAGUGACAAAUAACCCAAGAUCAACUUUCCGCCCGGCAACAGCAACUAGAAUCGUUACCUCGAGGACCACAACAAGGCCACCACAGACGACAACUUCACCUUAUUCUAACGCCCUCAGGCUAUCACUUAAGCAGAGUGUUUCUCAGAAAGAAGAUGACAACAAGACGUACAGCUGGUAUGGUGGUUGGACCAAGUCGACGCCCAGCCCUUCCGCGGUUCGUCACCACAUGCCGACAGCCAUCGAAGCCACGCUGGCUCCAGCCUACAAGCAAGCGUUCACGUUUCCUGCGAGGAUUAUGGCCACUGGUCAGCCCACUGCUGUGGCCACGACUCCGAGCACUUGGUCGUGGCCGAGGGAGCCGUCCAACAACUCGGCAGCGAAGUGGUCGUCUGCUUCGCAUCCCGUGACUUCCGCGCCGGCCCGCAUGACACCAUGGUCUUCGAGUGCCUCUGUGGUUCGUGUGUUCAGCAGCAAGAUUGGGUCUUCCGUGAUGGCAACUAGUUCUAUGCCAAAGAUGACAACAACGACGACGACAACGACAACGACAUCAACGACCACGACCCCUCGACCCAAGAUCACCGUAGACGAGAAAGAAAACGUCAUCGGGAACGGCCAUGACAAAGGAUUCCCUUUUGAGUUCUUCACAGACGUGGGCCUGCUGCUUUCGCGAACCACGCCACGAACAACUCCACACCCGCAGCCAGUGUAUAAGCCGCCAAGCACCAUCCGGGAGCCUGUGACGGAGGUGGUUACUGCAAUUUCGUUCAGCGAAUCUGGACCCGUUUAUUUUCCCAAAGGGUAUGGCGUCCAGCGCAACAACACAGUCUCUGCCGGAGCCUGAGGCCGGUGCUCUUGGAGCUGGGUCCCCGAGAAAACUGACACAGUCCCAAUCGUCUGCCCGAGUGGGCUUUGAUAGACACUUCAUCGGAAGCAGCAGAGGACUCAGCGGUCUGCAGUGUCCGGCUGGAACCAGGUCUCAGAACCGCAAGAGAAGACUGAGAGUGGUGCCUACUUAACGGAGCAUAAUCCGGGAAUUUGACAGAACUAACUCAAAAAAAAAGAGUUACCGCCCCAGUGCCUUGUCCCAUCGCCAUAACCUCGUAACGGAUGACAGCCUACACCACGGAGGCCUAAAGAAGGACAGUUGGGCGUCCUGUGGUAUGCUAUUGCUGGCAGGCAUACGGGGACGACGGUCCUUCCUUCGGAAACCAAGCACUGCCAGGUCUACGCGUACGCGCUUCCGACACAUGCUUAAGUUAUUCCUUCAUCUUCACGUCACUUAAUACCUAUUUCGAGCUUACAAGUGAGCGCUCGAAGUCCACCGAUCACCCAAGAACUCCGUUCGCGAAGCUGACCAACUAAUGAAGCUUGGACUAGGGUCCGUCGGGGAGAGAGCAGUACUGGCUGCACCUUGAUCGUGGACUGGUUUCUUCACGAUGUCUGUGAAGUUCGACUGCAGAUGCAGUGCCGUUUGAGACGAAAGCGUAGACGCUAGACAGAAGCUGGUCUUUGAAUUAUGCCAAGAAUAAAACAAAAUGGGCAUGUU